Molecule: messenger RNA, 483 nt
Organism: Acanthosepion pharaonis
Lineage: Eukaryota; Metazoa; Mollusca; Cephalopoda; Sepiida; Sepiidae
Source: the annotation of a GenBank genome assembly
AUGAAUCUUGAACCAAAUGCAUUUCAACAGCUGCUUCAUCAUCUUGUUUUUCUUAUUUUUCUCCUUUUCCUCCUCCUCCUCCUCCUCAUUGCUCCUACUCUUUUGACUUCUUCUUUGCCCCAUCCAUCAUCUUACUACUACUUCUCUUCCUCCUGUCACCACCACCAGCACCACCUUUUUCUCCUCUUUUUCCUUCUACUUCAUACUAUUACUACCUCUCCUCCUCCACCUUCUCCUUCUUUUCCUACUCCUAGUUCUUCAUACUUCUACUUCUCCUACUCCUCCACCACACCUUCAUAUUCUUCUUACCCCUGUUUCUUCUCCUCCUCCUCCCCACCUCCUUCUAAUCCUACUGCUUCAUCGCAUUCUUCCUCUUUUUCUCUUCCUCAUCCUCCACCUUCUUUUUUCUCUCCCUCCUCCCCCUACCAUUUUUCUCAUUGCCUCUUUUCAUUUCCACCUGAUUCCACCCAUAGCCUUUUAUGA